This is a messenger RNA of Colletotrichum acutatum, 527 nucleotides long. RefSeq lists its product as uncharacterized. The transcript is spliced from 3 exons. The record is from RefSeq and is a predicted model, not a curated record. The coding region runs from base 95 to 424 and encodes 109 amino acids. Lineage: Eukaryota; Fungi; Ascomycota; Sordariomycetes; Glomerellales; Glomerellaceae. Gene Ontology annotation, biological process: mitochondrial respiratory chain complex III assembly. Gene Ontology annotation, cellular component: mitochondrial matrix. Gene Ontology annotation, molecular function: protein folding chaperone.
UCUGCGAAACCCAUGCGCCAGUCAGGCAACUUCCUCCUGACCUCAUCAUUGCCGUAAGCUCAUUGGCUUCCUCGACAGCUUCACUGCUUUUACUAUGUCUCUGCCUGCUUACCGACACCUUUGGCGCGCGGCGCGAAUCGCAUUCAAGGGCGAUGACCGAGUCCUCACUGCAGCGCGGCAGCAGAUACGGCAAGGUUUUAGAGAUCAAGCAACACUCAAGCCGACAGACCCUUCCUACAGCUCCGCCAUCCAGAAAGCUGAAGAUAUUGCCAAGAUCCUAAGAGAAAAUGUAGUUCAGGGAAAGCAGGAUGAUUCUCGCGUCUUCAAGUUGCGCAUUCACGAGGACACCGAACGUGGAGACAACGACUCUAUCAAGACGGCCGGUGGCGGGUCAGCAACAAUGGGCGGGUGUGGCUGCAGCUGAAGGGAGGACAUCGAGGCGAGUGCGGCAUAUGAGAGAUGCCUGUAAUAUUGUAUAACAAAACACAUGUAUAACACAACCAUUGAUACCCAGGCAGUUGGUAUGA